UUUCUUUUUUUUUUUUUUUUUUUCUUUUUUUUAAUCUUCCAUCCAUCGAUCGAUUCGAAUAAAAUUCGAAAAGUGAUCUCGAUCCUCGGCCCCCCGAUCCCCGAAUCGAGGGACAAAACGCGAUGAUGGAGCGAUUAAAGAGGAAACGGAAGAGGACCGACGGUCAGAAGAAAGUAUUGCUCUCCAUCGUCGAUCCCUGGGACGUGAGCGUGGCCAGUGUCGAUCCAGUCGGCUUGGCAGAACGACGAGGCGUUUCCCUGUCUAUCUUAGUGCCGCAAGAGGAGGGAAACGCGGUCCAGGAACCAUCAACACCAGGCAGAACGGUCAAGAUUCCCUCGCCUUGGUACAAACCUGCCUACAACAACGUCGCCGACCGUUUUCCAACAAGUGGUCAAAUCUUCGAAACGGGCUCCUCUUCCUCCACCUGGGUGGAUCCUUGGCACUCUUCCAGCAGAUCGAGCGAAGGAGGGCAGCACGGUGCGCCGGAAGCGGCGCAGAAACCGAUAAGGAAGAAAGGGCAGAACGAAGAAAGGCGGAGGAGAGACGGUGGCGGCCUGCGGAGAAUCGCGGACGGGAAUGGAUUAAUCGGCGCGCCGCCGGAAAUCACGUGCGACGAUUUCGAUCACGACGGUGGAACGGUUGCGAGAGUUCGUUUCGAGGAGGAACGUCCUAGAAGCUCCACUUGGGGAUCGCAAUUGAACGAGAUAAAUCGUGCAAAGCGUAAAGUAAAUGAUAAUAAGUCCUUGUCGAGCACGAUUCAUUUGCUGAGCGUGAGUCAUCUCGGGAAUUAUAAUCCGACGGACGAGAAGGAAAAGCUGUUGCAAACGAAUUGCAAUUCUGUGGUGGAAAAUGUGGAGGAAAAACGUCACCCGUUAACCAAAGGGAAUGAAACACUGGGUCACGGUUAUUUCGAGGACGAGGAACUUGUGAACGUUGUGCAAGAUUUAGUGGUUUGGAGGUAUAGUCCUGUUUUGAGCGGGACGCGAAGAUCGAUUAAUAGGAGGACGCCAUGUCAACGUUCUUACGAAUCUCAGAAGGAAACGUCCGCAGUGGAUGCCUCGAAUGUGGUGGAACGUAACGAAGAACGUAUAUUUGUCACGCCUACACCCGCAGACAAGAUUACGAAAAUUACGGAGUACAAAAAUACGGAAGGAAGGGUGCCUAAAAGAUCUACGACACUGUACGCUACGCGAAUACGUAAAACAAGCACUUCGAUGCCCACCAAUCUAGACGAGAUGGAGGAUCUUCGAAUCGAUAGGCAGAAGGGAACCGCCUCAAAGUUCACGAGAUCGGAAAGCGACGACAGCAGCAGCGUGACGUUCAGCAACAGCGGUUCAACGCCCAAUGGAAGUCCUCUCGGUUCUGAGACCGAGGAAGAGGCGAACGACGAAGAGUUGGCCAAAGUACCGUUGCAAGCUCCUCCUCGAAAGAAGAGCAGACCCAUGUCGUCAAUGAUGAACCAAAAAUUGGGAAACGAUCCGAUGGAAUUAUCCGGCGGGCAGAGCGCGACCUCCACAAUAACGAGCGUCAACAGUAUCAGCAGUUUGCUCAAGGAGAAACUUCAGUUGUCCAUUCCCCAAGCUCUGCGCAGCAGCAAGAAGAGGCAGAACGCCGAUUAUCGCCUCCGCGCUUUCGUCGGGAUAUUGUUUCUCUGCGUCGUUUUCCUCGUAGGAUUCGCGCACAUUUAUUACACCCAACACGUUCUCCAACGGGCCUAUUUCGACAAAUUUAGGUUCAAUAAGAACCAACGGGUGAUGCACGUGUACAGCAGCACAGGGGUCGAGGUGAUAUCGGCGCGGCUAGGCGAAGGUAUAUCAGCGGACACGGGUGUCUUCCCUUGCCUGUCCCAUUACCAGAGGGAGGACUCGGUUUGCCUGGAGUGGCUUCAACAGGCGCGUCUGUACCUCGCCCACACGAAACACCCGGACAUGCACUGUUACCACGUCACCUGGCAGAGCCUGAGCUCCCAUUACAACCCGAAAGAUUGCUUCGAUUGGUCGCCGAAAAGGGGCCAUUGGUACGGUGGUGGGCAAGUUCAAAACAUGCCUUAUCCCCUGGAGCGUGGCCGCCUCGAGCUCAGCCCGUUCAUCACGGGCGACAUCGCCAAACAUCCGUUCGGUAACGUGUUGAAGAGGUAUUUCUUGAAUUCGAAGGGGGCCACGAUACUCGUCGACCCGGAAACGCCGCUCUACGUGUCCAUCAGGGCGAACAGAAGCAAUCACUUUUGCCUGCAAGCAAAACACGACGCUUUCGCUUACGUCAAUUACCUCACGCCUUAUCCUCAAUUGAAUUACACCAUAUGCGCCACGGACAACAUGAAGAAUUUGCACUCGUCAAUGGCGGAAAAAUCUUUGUGGGACGGCCUCAAGCCGGACGAACUGUCGGCCGUUCAUUCACUGUUGACAGAGCCGGUCUGGCAAAUAUCGCCCACCAGCGAGGCAGCCGUUUACAAUUACACCGAGGACGUGAUCGCUUUGCCGUUCUUGCGCCAAGGCCACGUUUUGCUGAGCGAGGAAUGGCAACCGAGCGCGGGCGAUUUCGUCCUGGACGAGGAACGAUUCCCAUCGAUGGAGGAAACUAUCAAUAUCAUUCAUCGUAGGGGAUUUAGGAUCGUCUUUACUAUACAACCGUUCAUAUCGACCGAGUCCAUCAAUUUCAAAGACGCGGUAUCGAAUAGGUUAUUGAUAUCCGAGAGAGGAAGCGAUCCAAGAAUACCCGCUCUCACCAGGUACAAGCAGAGCAACAGCAUAGGCGUUCUCGACAUUACGAACAAUAAAACUCUUCCUUGGCUUCAGUCCAAGCUCGAAAGUUUGAUCACCAAGUAUCACGUGGACUCGUUCUACCUCGAUUUGGGUACGGCUCAAGACAUGCCUCACUACUACAAAUGCGGCCAACCGUUGAUCAACCCGGACCACUACAAAACGAUAUUCACGAAAUCGAUUUUGGGAUCCGUGCCGGUGAUCGGCGUCUCGGGGGCGAUUUCCAGGCCUCGAGCCCCGGUCUUCGUCUCCCUUCCCCCAUUCUCCUCCUCGUGGAAGGCGAUCAAGACCGUCAUACCGACGAUUCUCACCUACGGGAUACUCGGUUACCCGUUCAUCAUGCCGGGCGCUGUUGGCGGGGACGUUGCCCUCCCCAUGUCCGACAACAAUCCCGACAACGACUUCGAGGUGAACCUGCCCGACAAAGAAUUGUACAUCAGAUGGUUGCAAUUGUCCACCUUCCUCCCCGUCAUACGAUUCACCCAUUUGCCGAGCAAAUACUCGGACGAUUCCGUUCUCGAGAUAGCGAAGAGAUUGACAAGCUUGAGGCAGAAAACGGUGACCCCUUUUCUUAAGAAAUACGCGAACGAGACACUCGACACCGGCCUGCCGAUUAUACGACCGUUGUGGAUGCUCGAUCCAACCGAUCCCGCUUGUUUGGUCGUCUUCGACGAGUUCUCCGUAGGGGAGGAGCUUAUUGUUGCGCCCAUCCUUCAUUCGGGCAGCAGGCAGAGGGAGAUCUAUUUACCUGCGGGCGUUUGGAGGGACGGGAUCGACGGCAGCCUGAGAAAGGGGUCCAGAUGGAUCCAUAAUUACAGGGUCGCCGAGGACAAAGUCGCGUAUUUCGUGAAGAUACCGGACAACACGAGAUUUUAAUCGGUUCUUUUUUUUUUUUUUUUUUUUUUGUACAUAGAAAAUUUUCUAAAGAACGAGACGAGAAAGGAAGAAGUAUCGGAAGAUAUUUUUUUUUUUUUCUUUUCAAGAACGUUUUUUUUAAGCAAAUUCAUUCGGGACCAGAAUCAAUCGAUAUCAAGGGUAUCGAUGCAUUUUUCAUUUUGGAGACUGCGGACGAAAAUGUUAAAGAAUUGUCGCCCUGAAAGUAUUUAUUUCUUUAUAUAUAUAUAUAUAAAUAUAUAUAUAUAAAUAUAUAUUUAUUUUAUUUUA
This is a messenger RNA of Apis laboriosa (Himalayan honeybee), 3923 nucleotides long. RefSeq lists its product as uncharacterized. Bases 123 to 3635 code for a protein of 1170 amino acids. The record is from RefSeq and is a predicted model, not a curated record. The transcript is spliced from 11 exons. NCBI's taxonomy places the organism in Eukaryota, Metazoa, Arthropoda, Insecta, Hymenoptera, Apidae. Gene Ontology annotation, molecular function: hydrolase activity, hydrolyzing O-glycosyl compounds. Gene Ontology annotation, biological process: carbohydrate metabolic process.